Asterias rubens (European starfish) is the source of this 1365-nucleotide messenger RNA. Its product is annotated as carbohydrate sulfotransferase 3-like. Lineage: Eukaryota; Metazoa; Echinodermata; Asteroidea; Forcipulatida; Asteriidae. The record is from RefSeq and is a predicted model, not a curated record. Gene Ontology annotation, molecular function: N-acetylglucosamine 6-O-sulfotransferase activity. The coding region runs from base 1 to 1365 and encodes 454 amino acids. The transcript has a single exon. Gene Ontology annotation, biological process: sulfur compound metabolic process; N-acetylglucosamine metabolic process.
AUGGUCUUCUGCCUGGAUCUUAAAAUGGCUCGUCAAAUCUCAGCUUCUAACAAUCGCAGAGUAUUUAUAGUUGGAGUAGCAGGCUUUUUAUCAGCAACGUUGAUAUUUAUAGUCGCUGGUGGUGCUACGUGGCUGGAUGAUGCAGUUUUUAAACCUCAAGUACGGCAAGGUGACUACGGGAGCAUGAAACUUGACCGUAACAACGGACGUCACAUUAAGCCUACCGUAUACCGGGCUGUAUCAUCGGGAGUAAUUGGUGAUGGGAAGAUCAAGGUGACGGAACCCACCACAUUGCGAGACGAAACAGCAAUUCCUCGUAUCGAUUUUCCUCAAACCCAGAACAAACCCAGGACAACCGAAGAUACUCCAAGCGGUGCGAAGAUUAUUAUCUUAGCAUCAAUGAGAACUGGAUCUUCCUUCGUUGGUGAGAUGUUCGGCCAAAAUAGUGACAUUUUCUACCUUUUUGAACCCGGCUUUGCAAUUCAGACCACUCUCCAUCAACGAGGUGCUGUAUUCUUACAGCCGCUUUACAUUGAUUUGUUGGACAGCAUUUAUCAAUGUCACUUGACUGGGUAUGAAUAUUAUUCAAAAUGGUUAUCGAGGCUGGUUCCAAAACAAAUUUUAAAGAAAGCCCCAGCGAUGUACAGAGAGCUGUGCUUCAAGUCCAAAAAUUCUUCUCACUGUGGGAAAGUUACACCUCAGCAUUUCAUGCAAACAUGUAUGGAUUUGAAGAAAGUUGCGAUCAAAUCAAUUCGUAUCUCUGAUAUUGGAAGUCUGUUACCGUUGAUCAAAGACAAGACGAUCAAUCUGAAAGUGAUUCAUCUCGUUCGUGAUCCGAGAGGGAUGAUCGCUUCGCGGGUGCUUGCCAUGAACGAAGUCAAGAAAACGAUGGACAAAGUGGAAUCAUUUACGGACGGAACGAGGGCAGCACUUACCAAUUAUUGUUGGAACAAUUUGCACAACACGGACGUGGGGAAGAACCUGCCCAAAUUCCAAAACAACUAUUUACUCCUGAGGUACGAGGAUGUCUCUUUGGAUCCACACGAAGCGGCUCGACGUAUCUAUAAUUUCACUGGUCUUGGUGCUGUUCCUGGGAACGUGUCCAGGUGGAUUCAAGAACACACGAGUGCUCACGUAGCCGGGACUUACUCAACCUCACGAGUGUCAAGUCAAGUCUACCAAUCUUGGCGCACUAGACUCAGUUUCCCAACUGUUAAAACCAUUGAGGAAGUUGGAACCUGUUCUCAAAUGAUGCAAAGAUUUGGCUAUCUCCCAGCUAAAGAUCAAGAACAUCUGACUAAUCUAAACAUCUCCCUUUUAUUUGACAAAGUGCCGGAUGUCAAUCGGGAUAUGUACGUUUUAUGA